This is a messenger RNA of Ciona intestinalis (vase tunicate), 364 nucleotides long. The record is from RefSeq and is a predicted model, not a curated record. NCBI's taxonomy places the organism in Eukaryota, Metazoa, Chordata, Ascidiacea, Phlebobranchia, Cionidae.
UGCUUUAAGUGAAUCUGCCAUGCAACAACUCAAUGCAGAAGAAAUUGAAAUUCUUCAAAAAAUUGAACAACAAAAUAGACUACUGGAAGCUGAUAAGAAAUCCCUCAAGUCAGUUUCAAGUGAGGNUGGGCAUUCUGAGUCACGACGAAGCAGCAACGGUUCGGCCUCACCAACCUCAAUGCACAGCGCUGGCAACGAUACAAAUAGCAACCAAUCAAACGACACGGAUAAUAAAACAUGGAACUUAUGGGGGAAGAUUGUAAAUAAUUGGAAUGAUUAUCAGAAGAAGAAUGGAAAACAACUGAAGGUAAUUCUUUUUUCUGUAAAUUGUUUCAAUUUAAAUAUGUAACAAACCAUAGUGCAA